GUUGUGUGCAUUUGCUCUCCGUUGUGUCGUAAGAUGCGUUUUAUUUCACACGUUUCAGUUUUAAUCUUAGGGUUUCUUAGUGUGACUGAGACGGAGUAGUGCUCUACAUAUUAACACGGAUAUUCGGCGUGGUUGCAUCACUUAAUCGCCUGAUGUUGUGCAUCAGUCUUCAUCUCAGAUCUGCAACAUGAGCCGCUACUUCACAAGGCUGAGAAUGAGAAGAACUUGCAAAUGGAACGGCAGACCAGUGGGUGAAGACAGGAAACUCAGAAGGCAAUACUAUGGAUCCAUGUCGAUUUCUGUGGACGGAAGAACAGAAGAUAUGACCAUAUCUCUAGGGCAGUACAUUUUGAUUGAGGGCGAAGAUGAUGACAAUCCUUAUGUGGCACAGCUUCUCAAACUUUACACUGAUGAUUCAGGAAAGAAGAAGACUGCUAUAGUGCAGUGGUUUGUGCGGAUGUGUGAAGUUCCUCAGAAUAAGCGCAAGCUUCUGGGCAGAGACCCUCACCCACAGGAGGUUUUUUUCUAUCAGGAUCUCUCUUGUGAUAAUGAGGUGGAUGGAGAGAGCAUUCUUGCGGCAAUACAGAUCAUGUACAUCGCACCUGAGAAUCCUUUUCCAGAGGGCAAAAGCAAAGACAUGCUAUUUGUCAAACACUCAUGGGACACCAAAUCCUUCCAAGUGGUGGAUCCUGAGCUGAUAGAAUCUUCUCCCAGCCCUAAAUCUCCCCCGCCAUCUUCACGGGUCCCUCAGGCUCGUCCUCUUCCAACUCCAGACCCCUCAAUAAUGAAAAGGGCCAUAACAGGCGCUAUUACCCGCGGCAGCAUGAGCACCGGAAAAAUGAACUCCACUGAAGCAGAGUCUCUACAUUCUGCUUCCAAGCUCUCAGCAGCUAAAGCUCUUAGUGAAAAGAGGAGGAGCAGAGCUUUCUCGGGGCCACAUGUUCGCAAAAAGCUGGAGCUGUGCAGUCCAAGCAAAAACAUGUCCCGAGAUGAUGUUCUGGGGGAGAUUUUGGAUAAACACAUCGAUACGGAGAAAACACUGAUGUCUAAGAUGAACACGUCUCCAUCGGGCCGUAUUUCUAUUUCUAUUAGACUGACUCCACUUAAAUUUAAUGAGGAGCAGAUCUCUACUCUGUCAUCACACAGCCCUGAUAAACCCACACUGACUGCACAUGAAAGUGACAGUGCUACCAGGGCAAGAACUCCAUCUAGGAGGAAAGAUUCAGCGACACUCAAAGAACCAGCACUGGCAGCUUUAGCUGAAGAGGAGCAUGAAGAUACGCCUGCCCAGACUGCUGCAACUCCUCGCUCUAAGAGGAAAUCUGCCCAGCUUGUGUCCUCGCGCAUCAGAAAGCAGCUAAAUCUAAGUGCCAACAAGUUUGACCUGCAGUCAGAUGGUGAGGAUGACGAUGAGGACGACUGCUUUGUACCUUCCAAGAUUGACCUGCAGAGUAGCAGCGACGAAGAACUGGAGGCAAAUGUUGACAGCGAGGAUGAACUUGUAGUGAAGAAGCGCAGAGGUUCUCGAACACCCCAGGCUACAGAUAAAAGCUGUUUCUCUGCUAGGACCCCACGUAAAACACCCAGCAAGAAGGCUGCUCCAUCCACCCCACGCACACCACGUCACGCCACCCCCAGCAUACCCAGCAGGACUGCACCUGCCAGGAAACCAGGGAAUGUUCUGGAAGAAGCACGUGCACGGUUACAUGUUUCUGCUGUUCCUGAGUCUUUGCCAUGUCGCGAACAAGAGUUUCAGGACAUCUACAACUUUGUGGAGAGUAAAGUCAUUGAUGGCACUGGAGGGUGUAUGUACAUCUCAGGUGUUCCUGGAACGGGCAAAACAGCCACGGUGCAUGAGGUGAUCCGAUCUCUUCAGCAGGCUGCAGAACAAGAUGAGAUCCCUCACUUCAACUUCAUCGAGAUCAACGGCAUGAAAAUGACAGACCCACACCAGGCUUAUGUACAGAUUCUGCAGAAACUGACUGAUCAAAAAGCAACAUCUGAUCAUGCAGCUGCUCUCCUAGAGAAACGCUUCAGUGCUCCUGCGCCCAAAAAAGAGACUACUGUGCUGCUAGUAGAUGAGCUUGACCUUUUGUGGACUCGUAAGCAGAAUGUGAUGUAUAACUUGUUUGACUGGCCAACAAGGCGCAACGCUCGUCUGGUGGUCCUCACUAUUGCAAACACUAUGGACUUGCCUGAGAGAAUCAUGAUCAACCGUGUUGCUAGUCGAUUGGGGCUGACAAGAAUGUCCUUCCAGCCAUAUACAUUUAAACAGCUACAACAAAUCAUCACAUCAAGACUGAACAGGGUAAAGGCUUUUGAAGAAGAUGCUCUUCAGCUGGUCUCAAGAAAGGUGGCAGCGCUUUCAGGUGAUGCACGACGUUGUCUUGAUAUCUGCAGACGGGCCACAGAGAUUUGUGAGCACUCUGGAAUUCAGCAGAAAGGCAGUGGAUUGGUGGGAAUGAGUCAUGUGAUGGAGGCAUUGGAUGAGAUGUUCUCCUCUUCCUACAUCGCAGCCAUAAGAUCUGCAUCUGUUCAGGAGCAGCUCCUCCUGAGGGCUGUUAUUGCAGAGUUUCGUCGCCUGGGUCUGGAAGAGGCUACUUUCCAACAGGUGUUUGUUCAGCACCAGGCUCUGUGUCGCGUUGAGGGUUUGCACCCGGUGAGUGUAUCUGAAGGGUUAUUGGUCUGUCAGAGGCUGGGCUCCUGUCGCUUGCUGCUGCUUGAAGGAAGCCGUCUGGACCUCUUUCUCCGAAUCCGUCUCAAUGUUAGUCAAGACGAUGUGCUUUAUGCCUUGAAGGCUGACUAAAAACUCAGCCAUGCCGUCUAGCAUGUUUCAGGCUUUUUUGGAGAUCCACAGCAUAAUUUUAUGAACCAUUUAUUGUCUAAAAUGUUAAAAUAAAUUAUCAAUUUUAAUGGUUAAAUUCUACAUGUAGUUCUGUAAGCACAUUUUAAUAUGCGCAUUCUUUGUGUGUUGUACUUGUAUCUCUUGGCUUCAAAUCAUGUCUUCACGUUCAAGCUUAAAUGUCUUUGGAAAACUCGCACAAAGGCUUUAUUAUGAAGCAUUUUAGUGUGGGAGAGCGAGACUCACACAUUUCUUGAUUGUCAUUUAAUGAUUCACAUAAAAUAUAAAUUUUUCAUACAGCGUGCCAAAAUGUUGGAUGUUUCAGAUUUUAUGCAAUAAAGCUAUUGACUAAACUGA
Molecule: messenger RNA, 3199 nt
Organism: Danio aesculapii
Lineage: Eukaryota; Metazoa; Chordata; Actinopteri; Cypriniformes; Danionidae
Gene: orc1
Product: origin recognition complex, subunit 1
Exons: 18
Coding region: 188-2806 (872 amino acids)
Biological process (GO): DNA replication initiation; mitotic DNA replication checkpoint signaling
Cellular component (GO): nuclear origin of replication recognition complex
Molecular function (GO): chromatin binding; ATP binding; ATP hydrolysis activity
Source: RefSeq, a predicted model, not a curated record